AUGAUGAGAACAUUCAGAGAAAGAGGAGGAGAAGUUGUUGUGGCCGGUGAUGGAAGAGCAGACAGUCCUGGUCAUUGCGCCAAGUAUGGUGUCUACUCACUAAUUGACAUGAACUCUGGUCAAGUCAUUGGUCUCCAUAUUGUACAGUCCUGUAUUUUGCAUUUUCAGAGUAAUGAAGUAAAAUUAAGCUACAAUAUAGAUCUUGAAGGAUUAAAGAGAGCUGUUUCUGCAUUAAAUGGGGCUGGAAUAAAUAUUCUUGAAAUUAUAACAGAUCGCCACAUGCAGAUACAGAAAUGGAUCAGAGAGAACAUGCCAUUUACAGUCCAUAGUUUUGAUGUAUGGCAUAUUGCUAAAGGUGUGAAGAAAAAGUUAUUAUCAUUAGCUAAAGAGAAGGAUUGUCAGGAUGUAAGCAGAUGGAUAAAGAGUAUAACCAACCAUUUGUAUUGGACAGCUGCUUCCUGUAAUAAAGGGGAUAGUGAUCUUAUGGAGUCUAAAUGGAAAUCAGUUUCCAGUCAUGUUCAGAAUAUCCAUCAUGGUCAUCAAGGACCUUAUAAAGAAUGUCAGCAUGAUCUUCUUCAAGACAGAGUAUGGUUGAAGCCAGGUAAACUUGCUUUCCUCUAUAACUACUAUUACUUGCAAUUAACCCUUUGAAUUCAUUCCAACAUUUUUACUGGUUUUCUCUUAUAUUGCUGAGCUGUACAGCAGUUUUUUCAAGCCCACUUGUAGAGAGCGCGACAAAAUUGUCACAAUGGCGGUUUUUGUAUGUGCAUGCAUCUGUCUGUCCAUCCAUGAGUCCUUCAGGUUAUGCUUGUCCGGGACGUAAUUCUUCUCAUUGGAAGGCAGAAUUUCAAAUGUUUACAAUAAUGAGAUGGCAUGUCAUGACAGAACUAAGUGGCAAGGUCAAAGGUAAAGGUCAUGUUUAAAGGUCAAAUGCUAAGAAUUGGUAUCAAACGGCUUGUCACAAAAUUUAAAACUGGGGAUUACUAUUCUGUGAAAAUUGUGUUGACAGAGAAUACGUUUUUAUAUGUGCAAACACUUUUAGACACAACAUUAGAGAUGUAUGGAAAAAAAAAUAUAUGGAAACACCAAUACCGCCACGUCUGACAUCAGGCAAGAGGAAACCCAGCAAAGCAGAAGCAGUAUCAAAGUUGUCAUCGCGUUAUAAAAAACUAAAAUUUUCGAAAAAACUUGUGAACAUUAUGAGCAAACAAAGUUUGCACAGUCUUAAGACAUUUUUUUACAGUGUAUAUAAGAAACUGUUUUCUACUUUAAACUGCCGAUAACUUAAUUAUUUGUAUGUCUGUGUUCAAAUGUAAAAUAUUGAGUCAAAUUUCAGGAUGCAUUCUUUAUUUUACACACACAAACAAAGUUAACAAGUCGUUUUUAUGAAGGUUGGGCUUCAAGCAUCCAUAUACAUGUAUUAAUUGUAUUUUAAUUUUGAAGAAUUUACAACCACAGCUGUUAUCCGUUUCAAACUUUGAUUUCUUGUUCACUUCCAUGUGUAUGCAUUUUAGCUCAAGGAUUAGAAGAAAAAUGACAUUUAUUGUACUCGUCAAUGUAUGCAGUUGAUGUGGGCAUAACACUUAAGUUUUUGUACAUGCAAGUUUGUAUAAUAAAACCAACUGAAAGGAAUUAAUUGAAACUUGAAAAUAACAUUGAACCAUUUUGUAUGAAUAAUUUUCUUUUAAUUCAAUAAUACUAAAGACUACUUAAUGGUCGCACAAUUUCAUCUUUUCCCAUUUAAAUUGUUUGCCAAAGCCCAUUUCUUAGGCAAUGAACUCCAUCAGUCAUACAGAAUUAUCUUCCCUUUCUUUAAUAUAGCCCAGAUUAAAAGCAAUAGGGGCUCUUGGAUACUUUUUUCA
This is a messenger RNA of Ruditapes philippinarum (Manila clam), 1862 nucleotides long. RefSeq lists its product as uncharacterized. Lineage: Eukaryota; Metazoa; Mollusca; Bivalvia; Venerida; Veneridae. The coding region runs from base 1 to 651 and encodes 216 amino acids. The record is from RefSeq and is a predicted model, not a curated record. The transcript is spliced from 3 exons.